AUAGAUCACUCAUUAAUCACAACAUAGAUCUGACGACUCAGUUUCUGAAUCACAGAGAUUAUUACCAGCGAUUUUACUUCGGGGUUAGAGCACUCAUAUACCCGCUCAGUUAUUUGAUUUUGAGUUAUUUAGAGAUAUCAAGAAUUGUCGAGGAGCUGAACUAAUUAGAAAAUAUGGAUAUGUCAUCAGCAUUGUGGCUAUCAGAACUGGAAAUGGAUGAUCCCAUUGUCAGUCAUCAACAAAGCCUAAUGAGUGUUCUUGAUCACGAGAUGGCGGCUUUUAAUUCGUCAUAUUCUUCUGAUAGCUACUCGGCUUACGAUAAUCAGUCCGUGAUUGGCAAUCCAAAGCAUGAUCUUGUAUUUAACUCUGAAAUGGAUGUGAUCAUGAAGCCGGUCAAAUUGCCUAGAACCAACAUCAUCAACACUUCCAGUACUACAAAGGGUGCAAUUCCAAAGCGACCUAGCCCGGCCUCAUCUUCGGCCAUUAUAUCUUUUGACAAGGCAGAGUCGACGCCAAUUCAAUGGGAUGAUAAAGAGUUGACCUACUUAAUCAAGCCGGCUAAGAAAGAAAACUUGGAUACAAAUUUUGGGGAUGAUCAAGGAGACUUCUCCUAUUUAUAUAAUCCGAAUGCAAAUACAACCUUUCCGGUGAAGAGGACACCCUUACAGGCCCAAGAUCAUGUUUUGGCUGAGCGAAAACGACGAGAGAGACUCACUCAGCGGUUUAUUGCUCUUUCAUCCCUUGUUCCUGGUUUAAAGAAGAUGGACAAGGCAUCCGUGCUUGAAGAUGCAACAAAGUACAUAAAACAACUACAAGAACGAGUGAAGACACUGGAACAUAAGUCGAUUGUCAUGACAACUGAUGCAAAAAAUCAAGGCGUCGCGUCGCUAAAGAGAUCUAGGAUUUAUCUAGACGAAGAGUCAUCUUCAUCUAACGAGGACUAUGAUUAUCGUCCCCGCGAGUCUCUUCCAGAAAUUGAAGUCCGAAUGUCGGAAGGAAAUGUGCUGUUUAGGGUUCAAAGCAAGAACAUAGCAGGACUUGCGGUGAAGCUGUUCAGCAAGAUUGAGAAGCUAAACUUGACAAUAAUUAGCAGCAGUGUCAUGCCAUUUUCUAACUCUUCCCUUCUGAUCACUAUAAUUUCUCAGAUGGAUGCAGGAUUUCGCAUGAGCGCGGAUGAUCUGGUGAAAUCUUUGCAGUUAUCUCUUCUAGAGCUAAGAUCAACCUAACAAUAUAUUCUGAUCACUGUGUACGUACGUUUUGAAGAGUCCAUUAUCAUAUCUGGAGUUUGAAGCAUCCAUUUUCGUGCCACUGGCUUUAAAACCCACGUGCUUCAAAUGGUGUUUUUCAAUUACCGGUAUUAUUGCUCAUGUAUGAUGCCCGAGGCCGGGAGUUUGUCUUGGAGCCUCGUUUUACCUGGAGUAAUGUUUUGAUGUAACUGCUUUAAUUAAUUACUAAUAUACACAUACAGUAAUGUAAUAUUUUACAGGA
Molecule: messenger RNA, 1488 nt
Organism: Daucus carota subsp. sativus
Lineage: Eukaryota; Viridiplantae; Streptophyta; Magnoliopsida; Apiales; Apiaceae
Product: transcription factor NAI1
Exons: 5
Coding region: 174-1226 (350 amino acids)
Molecular function (GO): protein dimerization activity
Source: RefSeq, a predicted model, not a curated record